UUAUGUACUCUGUGGUGUUAUUGUAACUAUUUCCCAUAUUGUUAUUUAAUUUAUUUUUAUAUAAUUAAUUAAAACUUCUUUGAUACGUUUUAUAUAAAGUUUUAAAAUAAAUUAUUAUUCAAUAUAGGAAACCAUGGAAGUGCUAUAUCACCAAACAAGUCAACUUAUUCAAGAAGCAUCGGAUUUGUUUCAAAAGUUAGAAAAGGACCCAGGACAUAGUUACGAAAUAGAAAAUGAAAUUCAAUCGAAAAUCAAUUCAAUAACUUCAAAUUGUGAAAAGUUGGAUAUUUAUGUGUAUAAAACACCAGUUAACCAAAGACCUAUGGCAAAGAUGAGGGUGGAUCAAUUAAAAUAUGACAACAAACAUAUUCAGGCUUCAUUAACAAAUUCACAAAGUAAGCGUAUGAGACGUGAACAAGAACGCUUAGAUAGAGAACAACUCUUAAAUCGAAGAUUUGGGCAUGAUCACACAGAGAUCACUGUAGACUACUUGGCACAGGAACAGAAUUCAUUGCAAAAUUCACAUAGAAAUGUGGAUGAAAUGAUACACACAGGAUCGAACAUAUUAGACACACUAAGGACCAACAGGGAAACAUUGAAGGGCGCUCACAGAAGACUAAUAGAUUUGGCCAACACGUUAGGGUUAUCGAAUGCCACUAUUUCUCUGAUAGAAAGAAGAGUAUCACAAGACAAAUAUAUCCUGUUUGGUGGAAUGUUCCUCACAUUGACAGUCAUUGUGAUUGUUAUCAUAUAUCUUACGUAAUUAACAAUCAUUACUAGUUUUAUAUUACAUUUCCAGAAAUAAUGCAAUAUUUAAUUCUGCAUAAAGUGUAGAUAUGAAUCUAGCCACCUUUGCCUACAGAUCAUUCAUAGGUUACUCGUUCUU
This is a messenger RNA of Achroia grisella, 886 nucleotides long. RefSeq names its product probable Golgi SNAP receptor complex member 2 (gene Membrin). Gene Ontology annotation, cellular component: late endosome membrane; endoplasmic reticulum membrane; ER to Golgi transport vesicle membrane. Gene Ontology annotation, biological process: vesicle-mediated transport; vesicle fusion. Gene Ontology annotation, molecular function: SNARE binding; SNAP receptor activity. Lineage: Eukaryota; Metazoa; Arthropoda; Insecta; Lepidoptera; Pyralidae. The coding region runs from base 134 to 763 and encodes 209 amino acids. The transcript has 4 exons. The record is from RefSeq and is a predicted model, not a curated record.